GCAUAAUAUGUGCCACCUACGCACCAAGCUACAGCAUGCAACUGAAGUAUCAGACCCCUAAAUUCCCUAUACCAUUCAUCACGACUGCUGCGCCCAGCUGAGCUCGACCAUGUUCAGUGCCCACGCAGCAGCCACCUCUUCGGCUUUUCCACAUUCCCGCUGCGCGCGCCUCCCUCUUCUCUCCUCCUCACCUAGGCCCACUACGACACAUCCCGCCUCACCUCGCCCGAAGCCACGUCCGCACCACCCAAGCCAAGUCCUCAGCCCAGAAUCCAGAAUCCAGAACCCAGAACACAGCUAUCAACCACAACCUAGCCAAAACGCCCAAAAAAACCUGAAACCUGAAACGCAACCAUCAAUUUCAAAAUUCCCGGUCCAGCCACCGAACCUGUGGCCCGGCCAACAAUUUGACGACGCUCUCAAGUUUCAACGCACAAGACCCCGAUCUCGCACGCUUUGUUCUUCCAUUUGAUAAUUCACCCGAGCCUCUCGACCGGGGACCAACGCAUCAUUCGCUGCCUCGCGGGUGCGCUGAAACGUUGAUGCCCAUCAAUGCAGCAAAAGACCGGACACGGUCUCGUCGCCACCAGCGCAGAACAACAGCACCCACCAGCAGACAAAGUCUACAACGAGUCCUAGUCAGAGUCCGAGGGCUGGCGUGAGAGGGCCACGUCGACCGUGAUGAUCGGCUUUUUUUCUUCUUACACACGCGCGCAGACACGUCUCCAACCAGCCUCGAGUUGAUUACCACGUGCCCACGCAAUACACGCACGGACCUACGUACACUAGUUAUCAGUCCACCACUUUUCGCUUCGCUCCG
Laetiporus sulphureus 93-53 is the source of this 820-nucleotide messenger RNA. RefSeq lists its product as uncharacterized. Bases 110 to 472 code for a protein of 120 amino acids. Lineage: Eukaryota; Fungi; Basidiomycota; Agaricomycetes; Polyporales; Laetiporaceae. The transcript has a single exon. The record is from RefSeq and is a predicted model, not a curated record.